Phycodurus eques (leafy seadragon) is the source of this 1398-nucleotide messenger RNA. RefSeq names its product cornifelin homolog B-like. The record is from RefSeq and is a predicted model, not a curated record. The transcript has 4 exons. Lineage: Eukaryota; Metazoa; Chordata; Actinopteri; Syngnathiformes; Syngnathidae. Bases 82 to 480 code for a protein of 132 amino acids.
CGGCUUUUAUUUCUGGAGCGACUCGGGCGCCGACAAGACGUUCGCUUCCCUUCCUAACGUGUCGCGCGCUCAGGAGCCGCCAUGUCGUCCAAGAUGGUCAUCAACCAGCCUCAGCCCGUGAUGGUUCACCAAGAGUCCAACAAGUGGGGCAGCGGCAUCUGCGACUGCUGCAACGACGUACCCAUGUGCUGCUGUGCGUUCUGGUGCUUGCCUUGCUUCGCCUGCAUGACGGCCAAAAAGUACGGCGAGUGCCUCUGCCUCCCCCUGGUGGACGUACUGCUGAGCCCCUGUGUCCCUCCCGUCACCAUGUCCAUGAGGGUGUCUGUGCGCCAACUCUACGGCAUACGGGGCUCCAUGUUCAAUGACUGCGUGUGCGCCACCUUCUGUUCGGCGUGCGUAUGGUGUCAGAUGGCGCGCGAAAUGAAGGAGCGAGCCAUCGAAAUCGUGCUGGUUAACAAACACACCAAGACUUUCGCGUAACAACAGCGGUACGCUUUAUAGUGAAAAACCACACUACGUAAAAGGCGCAUAGGCUGUGUUCGGAAUCCUUCGCUCAUUCCCGACUCCGUAAUUCCUGUACAGUGAUACCUCGGCUUCCGCGUAAAUAGAGCCAUUUAUAUUAUAAUUCAGAUUUAUUGAGCUGUCGUCAUGAAUCUGCUAACACUGUCACUCAGUCACCCCCUUGAGGAUCUUGAUGGUACCACAAGACAAAAUGCACUUUUACUAUCGUAUUUUCACGACAACAGGGCGCACCGUAUUAAAAGGCGCAGUCUCACUUACGCGGUCUAUUUCUGUAUUUAACACAUACAUAAGUAUUAUUGGGCAUGGUAAAACAUACGUUAGCUUAAAACAUACGGUAGCAUGCAUCCAUGCGAAAACAAUGUUUUUAAAAAGGCAGCAGGAGCAAAACUGAGUUUGGUUGUACUUUAUUGAAGUAUUUAACAACGUACUCACGUUAUUUUUUGAUCAAUCCUCAUCCACAAAUCCAUCAAAGUCCUCAUGUUCUGUAUCUCGUCAUUGUCGGAGUCAGUCUCGUUGCCGGGGGGCUCCCCGGAAAGCUUUCGCGAAAGCUCGAACAACAGUGCAAGCAGACACGUUAGCCCAAGCAUCCACAAUCCAUUCCCAAAUUGUGGCGUGACUCACCCGGCGAGUUGAGGUUGGCUCGAGUUGGUCUUCGGACUCGGGCCGCCUCGCUUCCUCCACUCGCGAACCAUGGACUCGUUGAUCUCGAAUUCUCUCGAUUCCCAUGUUCCUCCGCCUAACUGACAGCUUGCAGUUUAAACUGCGCUUCGUAAGCGCGUCUAUUCGUAGGUGCAGUUUUCGAUUGCGGUCAAGCCAGCCGCCGCUAAUUUUGUUCAUACGAGGCAUUGCUGUAAUAAGUCGCCAACACGCGGCGAA